AUGUCUCGAAUAGGACGUAUUGGAGAGUUUAACGAGAAGACGGAAAAUUUCGAUUCCUACAUAGAGCGGUUUGAGCACUACAUCACAGCCAAUCAUAUUCCUGACGCAAAAAAGUUCGCAGUUUUCCUGACUGUCAUUGGUGCAUCAACUUACGAAGUACUCAAAAACUUACUCGUUCCUAGUUCACCCGGCGAGAAGACGUACGAAGAGGCCAAGGCGGCAUUAAAGAACUUUUUUAGCCCAACAAAAUCUGUAAUCGCAGAGCGAUGCAGGUUUAAUCCCAGAUGUCAACAGGAACAAGAAAGUGUAGCGGAUUUUAUAGUGGAGUUAAAACACCUGGCUAGAAAGUGCGAAUUUAGACAAUUUCUACAAGAGGCCAUGCGAGACAGAGCUGUAGCGGGACUACAAAACGAACGAACGCAACAGGCAUUAUUUGCGGAACCCAAGCUCACAUUUGAAGUGGCGUGCAAGAUUGCGCUAGAGAGAGAGCAAGCGGGAAAACAGACAGCGUAUUUGCACUCGGAUGCUUCUAGAGAUAAAGUAGAAGCCGUUCUAAAGACAGAAGUAACAAGAAAAGGCAAAGAAAGUGAAGCGUACUCAAAAGAAAUCGAGAAGUAUGAAGCAAAAACCGUACUGAAGGAAGGAGCAGUACCCGUUUUCUGCAAGCCGCGGCCCGUGCCUAUUGCCGUCCGGGACAAAGUAGCCCAAGAGUUAAGCAACCUGGAGGAAGCCGGCAUUAUUAAACGUGUGUCACAAAGUGAAUGGGCGACGCCACUGGUGGUUGUUCCUAAGAAGACAGGGGACGCAUACAAUGUGCAAGAUAUUACAGUACUACUUCGCUCCCCCACGUGGUUCAGAGGCGAACCUGUAUUUUACACUUUCUCCCACAAGUAUGAGAUGUUCAAUUGUGGCCGGGUUGAGAGAGGAACGGCGCGCUCGCUGCAGAGCUCCUGCAACGGAGAACAGCCGUUCGGCCGAGCCUGA
This is a messenger RNA of Ornithodoros turicata, 984 nucleotides long. RefSeq lists its product as uncharacterized. The transcript has 4 exons. Lineage: Eukaryota; Metazoa; Arthropoda; Arachnida; Ixodida; Argasidae. The coding region runs from base 1 to 984 and encodes 327 amino acids. The record is from RefSeq and is a predicted model, not a curated record.